Molecule: messenger RNA, 243 nt
Organism: Knipowitschia caucasica
Lineage: Eukaryota; Metazoa; Chordata; Actinopteri; Gobiiformes; Gobiidae
Source: the annotation of a GenBank genome assembly
AUGAGACACCAGCACAGCCUCACCAUGAGACACCAGCACAGCCUCACCAUGAGACACCAGCACAGCCUCACCAUGAGACACCAGCACAGCCUCACCAUGAGACACCAGCACAGCCUCACCAGGAGACACCAGCACAGCCUCACCAUGAGACACCAGCACAGCCUCACCAGGAGAUACCAGCACAGCCGCACCAUGAGACACCAGCAGAGCCUCACCAUGAGACACCACACAGCGUCAACAUGA